AGGUGCGUACGGCAUCUGACUUGACGUGGCCCACAACUGAAAGGUCUGGGGAGAAGGCGCCGUGUCCGGGUGUGGAGAGGGGCGUCGUGGAAGCGAGAAGAGUGGCCCGUCCCUCUCCUCCCCCUUUCCCUCUUUCGGAAAGUGGUUUCUGCGGGGCCCGGGAGCCUCGGAGUACCGAACCUCGAUCUCCGGGGCGGGGUCCUUGGUGGGGACUGAGCGCCCCCUCCCGGGGACGGGCGGUCUGGCCGCGGAGUCCCCUGCGGGAGCGUGAUUGGCUGGAAACGGUCCCGAACCCCCAGGGGAGCCCGAUCCCUGGGGGACCCUGGCUUCGGACUCCAGUAUCUGUCGUCGCAGGGUCCCUGCCCUAGUGGCCUAUGUCCCUUGCUCGGGGCCAUGGAGACACUGCGGCCAGUACGGCGGCGCCUCUGUCUGAAGAAGGGGAAGUGACCUCCGGCCUCCAGGCUCUGGCCGUGGAGGAUACCGGAGGCCCCUCUGCCUCGGCCGGUAAGGCCGAGGACGAGGGGGAAGGAGGCCGAGAGGAGACCGAGCGUGAGGGGUCCGGGGGCGAGGAGGCGCAGGGAGAAGUCCCCAGCGCUGGGGGAGAAGAGCCUGCCGAGGAGGACUCCGAGGACUGGUGCGUGCCCUGCAGCGACGAGGAGGUGGAGCUGCCUGCGGAUGGGCAGCCCUGGAUGCCCCCGCCCUCCGAAAUCCAGCGGCUCUAUGAACUGCUGGCUGCCCACGGUACUCUGGAGCUGCAAGCCGAGAUCCUGCCCCGCCGGCCUCCCACGCCGGAGGCCCAGAGCGAAGAGGAGAGAUCCGAUGAGGAGCCGGAGGCCAAAGAAGAGGAAGAGGAAAAACCACACAUGCCCACGGAAUUUGAUUUUGAUGAUGAGCCAGUGACACCAAAGGACUCCCUGAUUGACCGGAGACGCACCCCAGGAAGCUCAGCCCGGAGCCAGAAACGGGAGGCCCGCCUGGACAAGGUGCUGUCGGACAUGAAGAGACACAAGAAGCUGGAGGAGCAGAUCCUUCGUACCGGGAGGGACCUCUUCAGCCUGGACUCGGAGGACCCCAGCCCCGCCAGCCCCCCACUCCGAUCCUCCGGGAGUAGUCUCUUCCCUCGGCAGCGGAAAUACUGAUUCCCACUGCUCCUGCCUCUAGGGUGCAGUGUCCGUACCUGCUGGAGCCUGGGCCCUCCUUCCCCAGCCCAGACAUUGAGAAACUUGGGAAGAAGAGAGAAACCUCAAGCUCCCAAACAGCACGUUGCGGGAAAGAGGAAGAGAGAGUGUGAGUGUGUGUGUGUGUUUUUUCUAUUGAACACCUGUAGAGUGUGUGUGUGUGUUUUCUAUUGAACACCUAUAGAGAGAGUGUGUGUGUUUUCUAUUGAACAUCUAUAUAGAGAGAGUGUGUGAGUGUGUGUUUUCUAUUGAACACCUAUUCAGAGACCUGGACUGAAUUUUCUGAGUCUGAAAUAAAAGAUGCAGAGCUAUCAUCUCUUAAAAGGAGGGGCUGUAGCUGUAGCUCAACAGUUAGGCCCCACUUGAAGGGAGAGGCAGAAUUGUACUCACCCAGAUUGGAAAAUGAAAGCCAGAUGGGUAGAGGUGCCCUCAGUUAGCACCUGUCCCAUCUCGGGCCCUCCAACUCCUCCCAGUCCCACUCCAGUGCAGCCAGCUGGCUCCAAGGUAGAAACCCAUGAGCACUCAGGGAGCAGUGUGCCUUCAGCUGCAGCAGAAGCAGCCCGGAGGAUAAAAUGAGAACCAGCUGCACACGGGCCCUUUAACUCCCAAGCCCCACCCCUGGGCUUGGCCUGCCUUGCCCUGCCGGGAAGUGAUCCCCAAGGCAGGGUGAGAGUUCCCCAUCUGAGGCGUUUGUUGCAGCUACCUGCACUUCUAGAUGUGAGUACAUUGUACUAGCCCCCCAAACCCCAAAUCAGGGGCAGAUCUUUGUAUCCCUUGAGGCUCUCUUUAGUCCUGUCUUGCUUUGAAGGGCCUUGCUUCUGCUGGGGCAGGGAAAACAUGUCUGAAUCAGAGUGGGGAAGGAGGAUGGGUGGUGGCUUUGCUUUUGGAGGUUUCACUUUCCAAUAGUUGGGAGUCUUCUGGGUUUUGAAGUAAAGGCAGAUUAACACCAACACCGGUCCCCCACCCCCCUGCAACUCUCAGGCCUCUCUCUGACUUCAGGGUCCCACCUGGGAAAUCAGGUGGGGAACCUUACAGGGUCAUUCAGACCCCAUCUUAGCCCUAGAUCGGUGCUUGCUCUACUCACCUGCACUGUCCUGGGGACCUGGGCUCUGGCCUGUCACCUUGAGCUCCAAGAAUGUGACCUGUACCCAUUCAGGCCCCUUAACUCUGACAGAUGAGGGUUUCUUACUCCUCCAUGCAGGGCUGGGCCAGCUGUUGGUCUCAGUCGAUCAUUCAGGAAGUCAUUAGCAGAGUGAUUUCCAGAAGGCGUAGAAUUUAGUGACCAAGGUUCUUUCCUUUUUGGGAGGAGAAAGUGAAAACUAGGAUGCUCAGCUGGACCCACCAGCCUGAGAUUCUGGGGAUUUUAGAGCUGUCCCUUGGGGAGCCAAGCACUUGGGGGUGGAGGUGAUAGCGAGGCUGAUGGCCCCUGUGUUCUCAGCUCUCUGCCUGGGUAGCCCCUGGGUGAUGGGGGAGAGGCCAGCUGUCACGUGGGGUAUCAGGUGGCUCUGCCAGAAACUCCCUUGGCACACAGAGCACUGGGUCGGCCCUCGGGUGUGGCUGUUUGGGCAGGACAGCCCUCUGUAUGUAGCCUUGAGCAGGUAGGGGGGCCACCUUGAGUGGGUGGCCCAGAGACAGCCUCAGGGCUCCAAGGUAACGGGGUGCUCAGGUUAUCUUGGGUGCUGCCCUCCCAGGUUCUGGGGGAGCAGAGGCUGGGCGCUGGCCCAACUUACAGGAAACACUCACCUUUGAACUGCCAUUAGCACCAUCUGGGCAGUACACAGCCCCACCCAGGUCCUCUAGUUCUUGUUCUCGGCUUAGAAUCUUUGUGUUUCUGCCUGAGAAGCCACUGCCUCCUAGUUUGUGGUCUCUACAGUUAUAGCCAGGUUGGACUUCCGGCUCCGUCCUUUGAUAACUGUGUGCUCUUGGGCAAAUUUCUUAACUUGCAGGUUCUUGUGAGGAUAACAUGAGUUAAUUGAGGGCACUUAACACUACCUGGCACAGAUUAAGCUCAUCUGAAGUGGGAGCUGUUACUUAGGGGCGUUUGCCUAGAACACAGGGUCCAGAGGCUCUCUCCCGGAAACUUAGACCCAGUGAGUCAGAAGUGAGGCCUGCAAAAAGCAGCAGGAGUGGGGUUAAGAAUUCCAGCCUAGGGCUGGAUGCGGUGGCUCAGGCCUGUAAUCCCAGUACUUUGGGAGGCCCGAAUGGGAGGAUGGCUUGAGGCCAGGAGUUCCAGACCAGCCUGAGCAACAUAGCGAGACCCUGUCUCUGUUUGUGUGUGUGUGGUUGGGGUUUUGUUUUUUUUUUUUUUUUAAAGAAUUAUAGCUCAGUCCUAUGAUUAGGCAAGUUGAGAAAAUAUUGAUGAAGAUCAGGGGUGCUGAAGCCUGGUUCCUGGGGUCGCUUCUGAUCUAGGCGGUUCUUGCCUCUGGUGACUGGUGUUAAUUGGCAGGAGUGGGAGGAGGGAGGACAAGUGGAAGUCUAGGCUGGCUGAGCUGUUCUGUCUCGAAAAGUUCCUAAAACUGUGCUGCUUUAAAAAAAAAAAAAGUAAUUUAUGAGACACAUUCUCAAUUUCCAUUAAUCAUCUCCUAAAGGGGGUAAACCAGGAAGCCGCUGGGUGAAAACAGGCUGUUGGCAAUUCCUGAGUCAUGUGACCCAUUCUCUAAAGACUAGAAUAUUUAACUUAAAUCAGUGAGAAACUC
This is a messenger RNA of Homo sapiens (human), 3874 nucleotides long. RefSeq names its product PAXIP1 associated glutamate rich protein 1 (gene PAGR1). NCBI's taxonomy places the organism in Eukaryota, Metazoa, Chordata, Mammalia, Primates, Hominidae. The record is from RefSeq and is marked validated. Bases 375 to 1139 code for a protein of 254 amino acids. The transcript has 3 exons. Gene Ontology annotation, cellular component: nucleus.